UGUUGCCGAGUGCCACAGUGCACCUGGAUGAGUGUCGGGUUAGCUACGAAGGUGAUGAGUCUCUGGUGCCUGGUGGUGGGGAUGGUGGUGGUGCUGACGGAGGCGACCACAGCGCCCCCUGGAGCCAACGGGCAGGCUGUAGAGUGGCUGGUGUAUACACUGUCAUCUGGCGGCGGCAAGGGCGAUAAGGUGACGCGAAUGGUACUUAGCCUGACGGAAGUGCUUGGGCCCGAAGCGGCGUCUGCCAGCCUGGCCAACUUCACCCUGUGCCUGUGGUUCAGAGUCUCCACCUUCCUGGAGUUCAGCACUGUGGUGAGCUAUGCCAUCUCCAACGAAUCUUCCGAUUCCAUCUUCAUAAGACUUGAACCUCACAGACUGAGGCUUAGAUAUUUGGAGCAGGAAUUAGCAGUUGCAGGGACACACUCCCUGAUACCUCUCUGGUGGCACUGGCUGUGCCUGGUUGUGGAACCUGGCGCUUGGCAAGUGUGGUUAAAUGGAGAGGGGGAGCGAAAAUCCGCUAUGAAUAGCCCCCUUCCUCUUAAUGGCUCGAUGGUGCUGGGACAAGAUCAGGAUAUACUCGACGGAGGAUACACCAAGGAACAGUCUUUUCUAGGCCAGCUGACGGGACUGAAUCUGUGGGACGCAGUGCUGACGCCGCAGGAACUCAGUGUAUGGGCCGCUUGCGGUGGGCUCCAAGUGGGGGCCUUGUUGCAGUGGAGCAGUCUCAAGUGGAAGGUUCACAACGAGACCGGCGAUGUAAUGCUGCGCAGAGAGAGACCUUGCGAGUCUUUGAAUCACAUUGAGGACAGCUUGUUUAUAUUUACCGAGAAGAUGACGUGGCCAGAUGCUCACAAAUUUCUGCUGACAGCAGGCCUGGAGAUGGCAGCCCCUCGGGAUGCGACAGAGGUAAAGGCGAUCACUAAACUCAUAGCGAUGAAUUAUGAUCAGUGUACUCUCGGCGUCAUAGUAGACCCCGGUACUUGGCUCGGCAUUGUGCUCAACACAACGACCGACAAGUUCGAGGAUAGCGCAGGUCAAGCGUUUUCGUUUAAUAACAAAACACUAAAAGUGAAAAGAAAAAGUAACAAAUUCCACAUGUCACUGUCAGUUCUCGGUGAAUGGAACUUAAUGAGCUUGAACGUAAGGAUGUGUUUUACAGGCAUUCAACGAGGACGAAGGCAGGUGUUUCGUUUACAUGGGCUCUGUGAUGAUGAUGAGGAGAAAGCAUCUUUUACAGAGAUAAGUAAAUCCUUUGUUUUAGCUGUGAGUCAAGAGAACGGCAUAUACUUCCAUGGCUAUCGUCAUCUGCACAUAUUAAGAGACGCCAACGGCUCCCGUUGGUGUCUUCGUGAGGGUCACUUCGACGAGGUGGCCUGCAUCACUUCCGAACUUCCUCCUCUUGGUCGCCACGAAUGGCUACUUCGGAAACGGGCCACUGACGCUUCCGAGGCCGAUGCUGCUAUUCGCAUUGACCUCGCCUUAAGCAGAUGCACAGACAACCAGUAUACGUGUCCUGAUGCUACCUGCGUAAAUCUGGCAAAGAUGUGCGACUCUGAGUUUGAUUGUAGCGACAGAUCAGACGAAGUUGGGUGCACAACAGCAUUGCUGCCCAACUCCUACCUGUUGUUGCCGCCCUCUAUACCUCUACCAAUCUGGGCCGAGAUCAGCGUGUGGAGAAUGACUACCUUUGACCUCAAAAGCAUGACUUUUCACAUCAGCCUGGACGUGAAGCUGUGGUGGUAUGAUCCUUCGGUGACUUUUGCGCAUUUGAACUCGUAUCAGACCAAAGAAGUUAUAACUGAGAAAGGAAAAGAGAUGUGGCAGCCGGUGUUUGGCAUUAGCAACAGCCCAGACAAUGCCAACACUGAUUCUUCGCUGGAAGUAGAGAGAAGGGGUCCUGGAAAACCAACAUCUAAUGGCUACAAGUACCCAGGCUCGGAGAAUCCUGUGGUGAUGACCACGACGGUGAAGUCAACAGUUCACUGUGACUUCCAGCUAAAAUGGUAUCCCUUUGAUGAACAAACGUGCUCCGUCCUCUUCACGGUGACGAACGUUCGGAGCGAGGGCCUGAGGGUGAACAGGUCGUCAGCAGUCAGGGAGUGCCCAAAGACGCUGGAGGAGUACCUAGUAAAUGGGUGUACUUUGGAGGAGGAGCUUCACCCCACCGGUAACAUCACCCUCGUCCUCCGCCUCUCCCGGCGCUACGAGUACCACUUGUGGACGACCUUCCUACCAACAUCUCUCCUCCUCCUCCUUGGGUACGACUAUGGCAACUCUCCAUCAAAAUAA
This is a messenger RNA of Procambarus clarkii (red swamp crayfish), 2289 nucleotides long. RefSeq lists its product as uncharacterized. Gene Ontology annotation, biological process: monoatomic ion transport. NCBI's taxonomy places the organism in Eukaryota, Metazoa, Arthropoda, Malacostraca, Decapoda, Cambaridae. The record is from RefSeq and is a predicted model, not a curated record. Gene Ontology annotation, molecular function: protein binding; extracellular ligand-gated monoatomic ion channel activity. Gene Ontology annotation, cellular component: membrane.